Otolemur garnettii (small-eared galago) is the source of this 2767-nucleotide messenger RNA. RefSeq names its product lipase E, hormone sensitive type (gene LIPE). The record is from RefSeq and is a predicted model, not a curated record. The transcript has 10 exons. Lineage: Eukaryota; Metazoa; Chordata; Mammalia; Primates; Galagidae. The coding region runs from base 70 to 2475 and encodes 801 amino acids. Gene Ontology annotation, cellular component: cytosol. Gene Ontology annotation, molecular function: triacylglycerol lipase activity; sterol ester esterase activity. Gene Ontology annotation, biological process: cholesterol metabolic process; triglyceride catabolic process.
CCAGGAUUGGCCCUCGAGGCCCGGCCUGGCGGAUGGAAUUGUCGCUAGCGUGAGGACCGCGGAGAAUUGAUGGAGUCAUCCGAGGGAACGGAGUCUGCCCGGGUUCCUGGAGCCCCGGCCUCGAAGAGGGCCAAAGAGGGGUUGAGGAGCCGCAGUCGCCAGCGGUGGCGUAAAGGCAAGGCCAGAGCCUCAAGGCUCAUACACAACAUGGACCUGCACACAAUGACACAGUCGCUGGUGACUCUGGCAGAGGACAACAUGGCCUUCUUCUCCAGCCAGGGCCCUGGGGAGACAGCACGGAGGCUGUCGGGUGUCUUUGCUGGUGUGCGGGAGCAGGCACUGGGGCUAGAGCCAGUCCUGGGCCGCCUGCUGGGUGUGGCACACCACUUUGACCUGGACGCAGAGACACCAGCCAAUGGGUACCGCAGCCUGGUGCACACAGCCCGCUGCUGCCUGGCGCACCUGCUGCACAAAUCCCGCUACGUAGCCUCCAACCGCCGUAGCAUCUUCUUCCGCACCAGCCACAACCUGGCCGAACUGGAGGCCUACCUGGCUGCCCUCACCCAGCUCCGCGCUCUGACCUACUACGCCCAGCGCCUGCUGGCUACCAAUCGACCAGGCAGGCUCUUCUUCGAGGGCGAGGAGGGGCUCACUGCCGACUUCCUGCGGGAAUAUGUCACACUGCAUAAGGGCUGCUUCUAUGGCCGCUGCCUGGGUUUCCAGUUCACGCCUGCCAUCCGGCCAUUCCUGCAGACCAUCUCCAUUGGGCUGGUAUCCUUUGGAGAGCACUACAAACGCAACGAGACUGGCCUCGGUGUGACUGCCAGCUCCCUGUUCACCAGUGGCCGCUUUGCCAUUGACCCAGAGCUACGUGGGUCUGAAUUUGAGCGGAUCACACAGAACCUCGAUGUGCACUUCUGGAAAGCCUUUUGGAAUAUCACUGAGAUCGAGGUCUUGUCGUCUCUGGCCAACAUGGCAUCAGCCACCGUGAGGGUGAGCCGCCUGCUCAGCCUGCCACCUGAGGCCUUUGAGAUGCCACUGACUGCUGACCCCACACUUACAGUCACCAUCUCACCCCCUCUCGCCCACACGGGCCCUGGACCUGUCCUCGUCAGGCUCAUCUCCUAUGACCUGCGUGAAGGACAGGACAGCGAGGAGCUCAGCACCCUGUUGAAGUGUGAGGGCCAGCGCAACCUGGAGCUGUGGCCACGCCCCCAGCAGGCACCCCGCUCGCGGUCCCUGGUAGUGCAUUUCCACGGUGGCGGCUUCGUGGCCCAGACCUCCAAAUCUCAUGAGCCCUACCUCAAAAGCUGGGCCCAGGAGUUGGGUGCCCCUAUCAUCUCCAUUGACUACUCCCUGGCUCCUGAGGCCCCCUUCCCCCGUGCAUUAGAGGAGUGCUUCUUCGCCUACUGCUGGGCCAUCAAGCACUGUGAACUCCUAGGCUCAACAGGGGAACGAAUAUGCCUUGCGGGAGACAGUGCAGGUGGGAACCUCUGCUUCACUGUGUCCCUUCGGGCAGCAGCCUACGGGGUGCGGGUGCCAGAUGGCAUCAUGGCAGCCUACCCUGCAACGAUGCUGCAGUCCGCCGCAUCUCCCUCCCGCCUUCUGAGCCUCAUGGACCCCCUGCUGCCCCUCAGCGUGCUCUCCAAGUGUGUCAGCGCCUAUGCUGGUGCGGAAAUAGAGGACCACUCUGACCCAGACCAGAAGGCCUUGGGUGUGAUGGGACUGGUGCGGCGGGACACAGCCCUGUUCCUCCGAGACCUCCGCCUGGGUGCCUCCUCAUGGCUCAACUCCUUUCUGGAGUUAAGUGGGCGCAAGUCCCAAAAGACAUCAGAGCCUAUGGCAGAGCCAAUGCGCCGCAGCGUGUCUGAAGCAGCGCUUGCCCAGCCUGAGGGCCCAAUGGGUACAGACUCACUCAAGACGCUGAAGGACUUCAGCCUGAGGAGCAGCUCAGACACCUCAGACACCCCGGAGAUGUCACUGUCAGCUGAGACACUUGGCCCCUCCAAACCCUCCGACAUCAACUUCUUAGUGGGGCCUGCGGAUGCCUCUGAAGAAGCGGAGGCCAGAAAUGAGGUGGGCACCAGGGACAGUGGCCAGGGUGUCCAUGCUGCAUUCCCGGAGGGUUUCCACCCACGACGCACCAGCCAAGGUGCCACCCAGAUGCCCCUCUUCUCCUCACCCAUUGUCAAGAACCCCUUCAUGUCGCCGCUGCUGGCACCAGACAGCAUGCUGAAGACUUUGCCCCCUGUGCACAUCGUGGCGUGUGCGCUGGACCCCAUGCUGGACGACUCGGUCAUGUUUGCGCGACGACUGCGCGGCCUGGGCCAGCCCGUGACGCUGCGCGUGGUGGAGGACCUGCCGCACGGCUUCCUGACCCUCGCGGCUCUAUGCCGGGAGACACGACAGGCAGCCGAACUGUGUGUGGAGCGCAUCCGCCUUAUCAUCACUCCGCCCGCCUCGCCACCGGUCUGAGCCGCUGGCCAGAACCGGGCCACAUGGGGAGACUGAGCUGUGGGCGCGGGGUGAGGAGGGCUAAACUAAAGACCUCUGUUUCCCAUCUGCAUCGGCCUCCGUGGUGAAUGCGCUCUGGGCCGGGGGCGCGGGGGUGGGGGGACGAUGCAGGCUGUGUGCCUUAAGCUAGGGGUGGCAAGGAGGGCUGCACGGGGGCCCAAGCUGAGACCCUAGCCUGGGGCAGAUGGACACAAAUACCGGUCACUGGAACAGCUAGACCUGCACUCCGCCACUGCCUUCUACUGCUGCUGCG